CUACCACACCUGAGCUCCACUUCCGGAGCAUUUCACAACAACAACAGAGGAAGAGGAGGAAGAGGAAGAAGAGAGGAAAAAGAAGAAGAAGAAGAACACGAUCACACUAUCACGACAGACAGAUGUCUCUGCUGACAGAUGAUCGGCCUGAGGAUGCCCAGAGCCCGACAGAAAGAACCAAGAUGGAGGACAGUGGGGGGAUGAAGAAUAAACAAACUGAGGAAGAGGAGGAAGAGGAGGAGGCGGUGAGGUCCGCCAUGAUGGAGCCCAGCACCCUGCAGUGGCCUGGAGACAGACAGACAGGGGGCCAGACAGCUGGACAGACAAGUAAAGGAGACAGGAUGAGUGUGAGGUCGGAUAAUUCUGUACGAGAGGCGGCGAGCUGGACAGAGAGUGAGAGAGAGCUGAUAGCAGAGGGGAAGAGGAGGGGGGCAGAGAGCAGAGAGGAAGGGGCGGAGCCAAUGACACACCUGGAGGAGGAGCCCACAGAGAACCACAUGCCGGAGAAAGCAGCACAGGUGUUUAAUCCUGCAGUGACCGUCCUCCAUGCCCCCUCAUCACCCAGAGAGAGUGAGGCAUUCUGGGAAAUGGAGUCGGAGAAGAGCCCCUUCCUGAGUUCCCGAGUCCCACAGGACUACAACCAACAUGGCUACCAGUACGAGUGGACCGAGGACAAACCUCCUGCCAAAUGUGGAAGGGCCUGUCCCCACAGGGACGUCCUGAAGGUGGGCGUGUCCCUGAUGACAGCAGCCUUCUUCUUCCCCCUCCUGGUGUGGGGGGGGUUUGUCUUCCUGCCGUUUGAUGCCCCCUUGCUGGACAGCGCCCCCCUCAGACUCGUCUACACGCUGCGCUGCUCCGUGUUCGCUGCCAUCCCCAUCAUCCUCGGUUGGUUGGUUCUGGGCAUCAGUCGGCUCAGGUCAGGUGCGAUUCGCCCUCUGUUUGAUGAGGAGGUGAAGGAGGAGGAGCUUCAUGAAGUCACCGUCCACCAGCGCUUCAUCUCCGACUCCGUUUCCCUGUUCCUGAUCUACUUCCUGCAGCUGGUCGUCAUGGCGAUGUACCUGAGCCAAGAGCACCUGAAGCUCAUCCCUCUGCUGACCAUCGUCUUCGCCUUAGGACGGCUGGUUUACUGGGUGGCCGCAGCUUUCAGCAGCAGCAUUCGUGGUUUUGGUUUCGGCCUCUCCUUCCUGCCGAGUCUCGCCAUGAUGGUCGCCAACAUCUACUUCAUCUUCACAGUGGACGCGUCAGGGUCGGUCUUCAGCCACUUGUCUCGUCCUGAGGAGGUGGCGACUCCACCUGCCGGCAGACAGAGAUUCUGGGGAUGAUCAGAAAUCAGUAACUUCCUGUCAGGCUGAAGUGUUUCUGACCUACUUUGUUUUUUGUUUUUUUAAACUUAAUUUUUUAUAAACUGGGAAAAAAAAUUAAAUAAAAAAAGUAAAUUGUUUAUGUGUUUAUAAAGUUUAAUUCUUUUGAACUGUUGAAAGACUUUUAUGGUAUAACCCCGCCCACUACAGCUGAUGUUUUUGUCGUUAGUAUUUUCAGUGGAAACAGCUAUUUUUUUCCGAUUUGAGGUAGUUUGUGGAAGUAUUUAGCUGUCGGACUACUUCCUGUUUAUUCCUGUUUACUUCCUGUUCAGUCUGUUUCUGUUGGUCCAGUUUUCAACAUUUUAUUUUGAGAAAUCAUCUUAUGAUCAUUAAAAUUUGAUGGUCAAAACAAACAAACUUGUUUUUUCCUGUUUGUAUAAUUUACACUAAGUUACGUACUUCACAAUAAAAGCUUGAAAUCCAGCUCCACCUUUAAUUAGAAUUAAUAACAGAUUAAUCAUGAUUAAACACAAGUCUGUGAAACCUUUAGAAUAUGAUGUAUACAUUGAUACACUGUGCUAGACUGAUGGUUACUGAUCAGUCUGUUAUUCAGUCACAUGAAGCUGCUGUUGGUGUUUUCCUGUUGAACUGGUCAGACUGAUAGUUGACACCAAACAUCAACAAUACCUGCACACAGGAAGUACUGGUGAUCUGACUUCAAGAUAAAAGCACCAAGUGUACACGUUUAAGAAUGUGAUGCUACUGAAGAAACUUCCCGUAUAUGAAUCUUAAAAUCACCUCAUCCCAUGUA
This is a messenger RNA of Epinephelus moara (kelp grouper), 2112 nucleotides long. RefSeq names its product transmembrane protein 79b (gene tmem79b). The record is from RefSeq and is a predicted model, not a curated record. NCBI's taxonomy places the organism in Eukaryota, Metazoa, Chordata, Actinopteri, Perciformes, Serranidae. The transcript has 5 exons. Gene Ontology annotation, cellular component: lysosomal membrane; trans-Golgi network membrane. Gene Ontology annotation, biological process: regulated exocytosis. The coding region runs from base 123 to 1322 and encodes 399 amino acids.